AAGCCUUGAGUAUAAGGGAUGUGGGAUACUUAAUGGGAAAUCAAGAGGGAGAAAUAGGACAUGAUUUUUGGCAAGUAAGAAAAAGAUUUACAAAAGAUUCUAUAUUAAGAUUAAUAGGGAAACAAGGGAGAGAAUAGAUCCACUGAAUGAUCAAUGUGGUUACCUGUGUGUAGAAUCACAGGAUAGACACAAAGUUGGAGUAACCCUGUGGAGUCACAGGAGAUGGGUGAAGCUGUAAAUUAAUAUUUCUCUACUGUAUUUACAUUGGAGAAGAUCUAUGAAGCUAGGACGUUCAGGAAAGAAUAGAGAUGGCUUGAAACAUAUCCAUGUUACUAAAGAGUUGGUGCUGAUGGUUUUAAAGUGCAUACAAGUGGAUAAAUCCGUAGAGUCUGACCAAUUGUAUCCUAGGACAUAGUAAGAGGCCAUUUCUGGGGUCUUGGCAGAGAUACUGUACAUAUUUGUAUCAUUGUUAGCUAGAAGAGGUAGGGAGAGUGACCAGGUGUGCGGUUUAGCACAAGAUGGCGGCUGCCCUCUUCUCUCCCGCUUACUAAGAUGGCGGCCGCAGUAGCAGUGACGCCUCCCCCGAUGACGCGCUGUCCUUGUGCAUUGUGGGAGGUGCAAUGGCGGCCCCCAUGGUGUGAGGCCGUUCCGCUGCUGCAGCUUGAGCGCUAACAGAGUUGAUGGCGAUGAUGAGAAGAAUAUUGUUUGGACUGAAACCUGCAACGUGGAAGUCACGUAACCAAGAAAUCCAUAUUUUGAAAUGGAGAAAUGCUCUUGACCUGAGGCCUCGUCCAUAUCUACUGAUGCUGCUGCAAAGAUGGUUACCCAGGAAUAUUGACAAAUUCAGCCCGUUAUUCAUCCGGGUUUUCAGCACCAAAAGGAAAGGAAUAUAUAAGACUGCUGCUGUGAAACAAAAGCAGAUAAAGAAAGAAGUGGAGAUAAAGCAAAGAAUGACCGUUUCUGAACUAGCGGAAGCUAUGGAUAAAGAUACAGAUCAUGUAUAUGAAGCUCUGCUGCAUACAAGCAUGGAUACGGAUGAAUUAGAUGAUGACUUUGUCUUAGAUGAAAAAUGGAUAAAAGAUAUAAUUAAAAAAUCUGGAAUGAAGUUUAGAUGGGCAAAACUUACAGAAGAAAAAGUGAAAGAAAAUAAAGAUGCUGUGAAGAGGCCACCUGCAGAUCCAGCACUAUUAGUUUCAAGGUCGCCCGUAGUUACUAUCAUGGGCCACGUAGACCAUGGAAAAACAUCAUUACUUGACAGCCUUAGAAAAACCCAGGUUGCUGCAAUGGAGGCAGGAGGUAUCACUCAGCACAUUGGAGCAUUCCUUGUUCAUUUAUCAUCUGGUGAAAAGAUAACCUUCUUGGAUACCCCUGGUCAUGCUGCCUUUUCAGCCAUGAGAGCCCGUGGUGCUAAUGUGACAGACGUUGUGAUCUUGGUUGUUGCUGCAGAUGAUGGAGUCAUGAAACAAACUGUAGAAUCAAUUCAACAUGCUAAAAAAUCUAAUGUUCCAAUAAUACUGGCAAUAAAUAAGUGUGACAAACCAGAGGCAGAUCCUGAAAAUGUAAAGAAGGAAUUGUUAGCCUAUGAUGUGAUUUGUGAGGAAUAUGGUGGUGAUGUUCAAUCUAUAAAUAUAUCAGCCAUUAAGGGAGACAAUUUGAUGGCUUUAGCAGAGGCUACUGUUGCUCUGUCUGAAGUGCUGGAGUUGAAGGCAGAUUGCACAGGACCUGUUGAGGCUAUCAUAAUUGAAUGUCGGAAUGAUAAAGGGAAAGGACCAGUUACCACAGCUAUUAUCCAGCGUGGGACAUUGAGGAAAGGUUGUGUCCUGGUUGCAGGAAAGAGCUGGGCUAAGGUCCGAUUAAUGUUUGAUGAAAAUAACAAGACAAUGAAUGCUGCUGGACCGAGUACUCCAGUUGAGAUAGUGGGUUGGAAAGAACUUCCAUCUGCAGGAGAUGAAAUACUUGAAGUGGAAUCGGAGCAAAGAGCCAGAGAAGUUCUAGAUUGGAGAAGCUAUGUUGAAGCGCAAGAAAAAAUCAAGCAAGACUUUGAGGUGAUUGAAACCAAACAGAAGGAACACCUUGAGGCAUACAAGAAAGAACGGGAGAGCUAUAUUAGCUUGAACUGGAGACAGAGAAAAUCUGCAAUGUACAGGGCAAAUAAACAUCUAAUGGCAAAUAGGCCGAAAGAAAAGAGAGAAAUGGACAACUUUACACUUCCAAUAAUAAUCAAAGGUGACGUUGAUGGCUCAGUAGAAGCCAUUCUAAACAUCUUGGAUAGUUAUGAUGUUAAUGAGCAGUGUAACCUGCAAGUAAUCCAUUUUGGUGUUGGAGAUAUUAGUGAAAAUGAUAUAGUCUCAGCCGAGACAUUUUCAGGUUUGGUAUAUGGCUUUAAUGUUAAUGCUAACAAAGUGAUACAACAAAUGGCCACCAAGAAAGGAAUAAAAAUCAAAUUGUAUAAUGUUAUCUAUCAGCUCAUUGAUGACCUUAAGGAUGAGCUGAUUGCCAAAUUACCACCAGUUCUUGAGGAAAACACAAUAGGAGAGGCAUCGGUGUUGGCAAUUUUCCAUGUGACAGUAGGAAAAAAGGAGGUUCCUGUAGCGGGAUGUAGAGUUCACAAGGGUCAGUUGCAGCGGAAGAUGAAGUUUAUGCUCAUCCGCGAUGGGCAUAUUUUGUGGAGAGGUUUCCUUACUUCGCUUAAACAUCUGAAGGAUGAUGUCCCAGUCGUGAAGACGGGCAUGGAAUGUGGCCUCAGCUUGGAUAAUGAUAUUGAUAUAAAACUUGGUGAUGAAAUUAUUUGUUAUGAAGAAAAGGAAGUUCAACAAAGUAUCUCUUGGGAUCCAGGAUUUUAAAACGAAAUGCAAGCAGCCUAUUAAUUAUUGAAUAUAAUUAAAUUGAACUAUCAUUAUAAAUUCUGUCCAGUAAAAUGGAUAAAACAGGCAAGAUAUGUUUUUGUUGUACUUGAACUACUGUUUGGAAUGAAGACUGCUAAAAACUGUUGUAGUAUGUUUCAUCACUUCUCAUGGAAGUGUCACUUAAGUGUCAUAAGGUAAGGAGCUAAUUUAUUGGGCAGAAAUAAAUAUACAGUAAUGGAGCAAUGCAGAAGAUCUUUUAAACAUAGCAAUAUCUCCAAAAUAAGUCUGAAAAAGAAUAUAGCAAAAUUGGCCAAUGACCCAGAAGGUUUCAAGCCACAGUUUAAAAUAAUGUAAGUAUUGUGUAUUUUUUAAUUGUAUGUUUUAUUUCUUUGAGGAAAAGGAUGCUAUUUAUCAGUUAAAAAUGGUAAAUGUAGACUAAACGUUUUGCAUGUUGGUAAUGUAUUUGAUAAUGUUCAUAGUAUAUUGCAUAUUAUCAUUAUUUAUGAUUGGAACUUUGCUCUUGUUUUCAGCAGUUUUUAAGUAGAUUUGACUCGUGAUAAGCCAUUAUCAAAGACUUGUGAGUUAAGCUGCAGGUUGGUCUCCAUUAGUUAUUGAAUGCAAGGAAUCCAUUCUCAACAUUUUAACCAAGGGGAUCAGAUGAUUUUGACCACGGAAAGGCUUUGAUUAUAACACCAAACAGGAAGAGAGAUUACUUGCAUGUUCUCCUUGACUAUUGUUCCACAGGUCCCCUAAUUUGAAAGUGAAAAAGGGAAAAUAGAUUAAAAUUAAUCUUCCUCUGAGUUCCAAAAAAAUUUAAAUUUCCAAUUUUUUUUGUAUAUUUAGUGACUUUAUGAACAUACUGUUAAAUACCUCUUAGGAAAUUAUUACUGUACAAAUUAUAUUUUUAUUUUAUGUUUUGAUUUUGAUUCUAAAAAUCAGUGGCGAGUUAAUGUGAAACCUUGGGUGUGGUGGCAUUUGCACAAUAUGGAUGGAUUGUGGAAAACUAAGUUCUGCUCAUAUUGAAAUGAUGUCUUUAAAUAACAAAGGGAAUAUUUGAAUCAUGUUUUAAUUGUGCUAAUAUAUUCCUUUAUGACCUUAGCACUGUGCUGUAUUUACUUUCUCACUUUGGCCAAGGAUUUUCCAGCCACAUCAACUUCUUCGCCCAAGUUGGUUCGAAUCCCGCUUGGAGUGCAUACUGUCGUUGUGUCCUUGGGGCAAGACACUUCACCCACCUUUGCCUGUGUGUAAAUGUAAUGUAAUUAUGUGAAGCACUUUGGGGUCAAUGCAAGUUGACUAAAAAUGUGCUAUAUAAAUAAGAUUAUUAUUAUUAUUAUUAUAAUAAGUGUUUUUGCGCAGCAGACCCAGCAAGAUCAGUUCUGAGGUUGACCUCUUGCUUUUGGUUCUUUGGCUCUCUGCACGUUUUUUAGAAUUUCUCAUCCAGCCUGGAUCCCUUCCUCUUACUCUCCUUGGAGACAUUGCUGGUAUUAUGCUAACAUUUAAUUUCUUCAUUUGACUUCUUGGUUUAAUCUGUCUGCCUCUGAAAUUGCAACACUUUGUUCAUCCUAAUCAACCUCAACAUUGCCAUUGAACUUUUUUUGGCAAACUGACCUACCUUGCAGAAGUAAAAUACCAGUUCCCUGCUACUUACAGAGACAGAG
Leucoraja erinaceus (little skate) is the source of this 4504-nucleotide messenger RNA. RefSeq names its product mitochondrial translational initiation factor 2 (gene mtif2). The record is from RefSeq and is a predicted model, not a curated record. The transcript is spliced from 14 exons. Gene Ontology annotation, molecular function: translation initiation factor activity; GTP binding; GTPase activity. NCBI's taxonomy places the organism in Eukaryota, Metazoa, Chordata, Chondrichthyes, Rajiformes, Rajidae. The coding region runs from base 681 to 2843 and encodes 720 amino acids. Gene Ontology annotation, biological process: translational initiation.